This is a messenger RNA of Necator americanus (New World hookworm), 1125 nucleotides long. RefSeq lists its product as uncharacterized. Bases 1 to 1125 code for a protein of 374 amino acids. The transcript is spliced from 9 exons. The record is from RefSeq and is a predicted model, not a curated record. Gene Ontology annotation, biological process: folate import into mitochondrion; nucleotide transport. Gene Ontology annotation, cellular component: mitochondrion. NCBI's taxonomy places the organism in Eukaryota, Metazoa, Nematoda, Chromadorea, Rhabditida, Ancylostomatidae. Gene Ontology annotation, molecular function: folic acid transmembrane transporter activity; FAD transmembrane transporter activity.
AUGAAGUCCCGCGUGCGCUCCUGGCUAAACCAGCAUGACCAUCUUGUUGGUGGUUUCGUUGGAGGACUCGUGAGCACUGCGGCAUGUCAUCCUAUGGAUCUUCUCCGGAUUCGUUUUUCAGCUGACAGAGGGCGUGGGAUCAGAAUUCAGCCUCGCUACAGCAGUUACUUGGAUGCAGGGAAACGCAUCUACAGAGUUGAGGGUAUCCGAGGUCUGUACCAGGGUGCCACACCAAAUAUGGUGGCACGGUCGUUGGCGUGGGCACUUUAUCUGCAGUGGUUCAACAAAAUGAGAAAAAUCCUGCCUUUUCACACACCUAGUGAAAACCUUGACAAUUUUUUGUGUGCUAUCUUCACAGGCGGCACCAUCAUGUGCAUCACCAAUCCCAUAUGGGUGACAAAGACAAGGUUGUGCCUGCAAUAUGAAACGAAUACCACAAAGAAAUACUCAGGAAUGAUAGAUUGCUUGAUCAAGUUGUAUCGAGGAGAAGGUGUCAAAGGACUUUAUAAAGGACUUUUGCCCGGAAUUGUGGGAACAAGCCAACAGUCUCUUUACCUAACGAUCUACACUUCCUUCAAGUCAUGGAGAUGUAAGAGAACUGGACUAGAAGUAGAUUCGCAACUGAGUACGAUGGACUACUUGGUUUUUUCAAGUUUUGCUAAGUGUGCUGCUACUACAUUAACGUUUCCGAUUCAGCUGAUCCGAACUCGAAUGCAGGAUCAUAACCUCCCGUCCGGAGGAAUUUGGCGAACAAUCUCGGACACGUUGAGACUGGAGGGCAUACACGGCCUUUUCAAAGGUUGCCUAAUGGCAAAUAUGCGGCAAGUUCCUGCGGCUGUUGUUACUUUUGUCACAUACGAACACGUUCGAUAUCUUGUGCAGAACAGUCACAGAGCGGUACAAAUGGCAAGAACUCAUUCGUUAUCGACAGUCAUUCAUUCCUAUUCUUCAUCGAAGGAUUUCGUUCAAGAAUCCAGAACCCAUCCUACAUCGUCCUUCCCGAUAUCUGUUUGCCCUUUGUUCACUAAUCUUCACUACAAGACUUCCUACCGGUUCCCCAUAAGAACAUACGAACUGAGAUCAUCGUCAGCGGUAACAUUGAAAACACAACCAACAGUUGAUUAG